AUGUCCUGCCCACCACAACAAAGACCUUCUGAUGAAUCCGAAUCGAGUGAUUACGGCUCCGACUUUACCCCAGAUGAGGACCGAUUGCUGAGCGAUUUAGUUUUGAAGGCGGUCGCAGACCACACGACGCAGCGCGACAACGAGCGCCCCGCCACACGACCGCCACCACCACCAUCAACUGGCAUCCUCAGCGAGGAACCCGCGACUCCCCUGGCCACAGUGCUUGAUGAUCUGGAUAAUAUACAGCCUACGACUAUAGCGGCAGUGGCAGCAGAUAUUGAAGAUGCUAUCACGAGCCCGGGCGUCCGUCUCCCGAAGGUCCUGGGCCGGGAGAAGCCUGGCUCUCCAUGGAGGCGUUCCAGCCAACAGCCCUGGCUUGGGCCUGCAAGUCCGAGAAAGCCCUUGGCGGGGAUGUCAAGCCAGAGGUCAAUUGACAGGGCCUCGCCAACUGUUGAGCAUCCCGGGUCACUCGAAGGAAGACAACGUGAACGCGAACGCAGUGUGGCUCUCGAGCUCGAACGGAUCAAAGAGUCCCAGGUCGCGCCCACAGUAGAUGAGCGAACGCCCGUUGAGCGAUUCCGAAGACCACCCAACAAGGCCUUCUCAGUCACUGAUUUGGUCUCACCAGCAUGGUGCGAGCUGCAAUACUGGUACACAUUGACUAAGCAUGGCCGCAAAAGGAGGACGCCUGCCAUGAAAAAGGGAAGUAUGGUACACAAGACCCUUGAAGACGAGAUAUAUACAACCGUCCCUGUGGAAAUAAAGACGAAAGAGGAUGCUUGGGCGUUGCGAAUAUGGAAUAUCAUUCAAGGGCUGAGGAUGCUGCGUGAAUAUGGCAUCACUCGGGAGCUGGAGAUCUGGGGUGUGAUCGAUGGGGAGCUCGUCAACGGUGUCAUUGACCAACUGUCCUACGAGUGCCCUGAUUCCGAACUUGAGGCUAGCGCUGCUCAUUUCUACGAGGAUGCGGCCAGGUCGCGCGCGGCGUUGCCUGAAUAUCAGAUGUCACUAUCUGAUUUCUUGCUCUCAUCGUCGCAGGGAGGGAAACGCAUGUCUGAUCUUGCUCAACAAGACACCGGCCCUGAGGAUCUGUCCGCUGCGGAAGCAACCCCUGCUGCUGUCUAUGCGUUACCGCGGAUAUACUUGACCGAUGUGAAAACAAAGGCCAGUGCAUCCGUCCCAACAGUCAAGAGCACUUCUUUCCGCCCGACCUUACUUCAACUUCAGCUCUAUUACCACAUGCUGAAUCGUUUGGUGACGAGCGACGACGUCACGAUGGAUUUACUUGCGGCGCGGUACAACCUCGAUCUAGACAAGCCUUUUACUGAUGCCUUCAUUUCCGAAGUCGGGGGUCUGAAUGAUGAAUUUUUCGACACUCUCUCUUCCCAAGAGAUCGACUUGGGCGAUGUACCCACGCCUGAAGAUAUAACCCAUCUGUCCACCAGAUCCGGUCAGAACCUUCGUUCCCCCAGUGCCAGCCAGGAUUCGACCAGUGUGCUUUUGACGCACGGCACUCUCAAUCUUCUGUGGACUUACAUGAAAGAACAGUUGAGGUCUACCUUCAUUCCCACAUUUUCGGACCACGAAGAGCCCGUCGCGCCCUCCAUACCAUCCCUCAAGCAACCAGAAUUGCUUCAAGAAUACCCUACACUCCUCUCUCCAGUCCUCACUGCUCGAUUCCUAUCGUCUGCACCUACAGUCGAGCCCCAGUCCCGGCAUCUAGGAAGCAGGUCCUUCCUUUUUGAUCCGAACAUCAUGUCAUCGUAUUUGACGGAUCAGAUGGAAUGGUGGCGCGGCCAACGGAAUCCACAAGGAGUUGGAAUCGUGGAUGCUUGGAAGUGUCGCAUCUGCGAGUUCCGUGACGAGUGCUCUUGGAGACAGGAGCGUGAACUGGACUAUGCUAGUCGUAACCGAAGGCGACGCACAGGUUCCUUGGCAGAUAUCUAA
Messenger RNA from Penicillium diatomitis, 1944 nucleotides. Its product is annotated as exonuclease V. The transcript is spliced from 2 exons. Gene Ontology annotation, cellular component: mitochondrion; nucleus. NCBI's taxonomy places the organism in Eukaryota, Fungi, Ascomycota, Eurotiomycetes, Eurotiales, Aspergillaceae. Gene Ontology annotation, molecular function: single-stranded DNA 5'-3' DNA exonuclease activity. The coding region runs from base 1 to 1944 and encodes 647 amino acids. The record is from RefSeq and is a predicted model, not a curated record. Gene Ontology annotation, biological process: interstrand cross-link repair.